UAAAAGAACCACUUGGGACGCAAUAAACCCUCUGGCAGUGACCACCCCCAGUGACAGUGCUUACUAACCGAGGUUACACUUGAGUUGGAGCCGUGCUCUGUUGUGUCAACCUUACCGCUAUUUCAUAUGUGUAAUAGUGGUAGAAGCCUUAUAAAUCAGAAAUCAAUUUGGCAAUUGCCAUUUGCGCUGACAACGUAUUUUGAAAUAGGUUUAUACAAUUUCGUAGCUGAGCAUCGUAGCGGAGUCGUAAGCUGAUUUAACUCUACGACUCGAGCUGGAAAGUUGUCGCGGGCAAUUCGCAUACGACUAAACCUUGCUGUCUAAACCAGCUUAUUAACGCAAUUAUAGAUUAGGUUCUUUUUGAUUGGGCAGCGACUUUCUGGGAGCUGGCGUAAAAAAGAAAGCAGCAUUAGCAGCAUUUCAAUGCCAAAAAAAACUUCAAACUUUUUGAAGGACGAACAAACCCAGCAGGCGAUUUAGCUUGUGGUGGAAUAUUGUAACGCGCUUCAUUUUAUCAUAGCGGUCAUCCUGUGGGAUGUGGAGUGGACUGGGAUCUAAUUACUACAUAGCAACAAGAAAGGUAAACUUGUUCGCCAUCUUGGUUUCGCGUAUAUGAAAAUUUUAAACGAUUUUCUCGUUUCUUUUGUUUUAACUUCCUCAAUCUCAAAGGUUUUUAGUAUGUUUAACUCUACUAGAAGACAUUGAGAUUUAAAUAAUUCGCAAAUUUUAGUUUUGAGGUUCUUGUUUUGGCGGAAUGUACACUGGUUGUUGAUGUGUGAUUUGUUGAAGUUGAACCUGUUGAACGAAGUGGUUUUAUCAGAAUGAGUAAAUCCCGGCAAGAAAAGACAAAAACUCCGGCUCAGUCGGCACCUCCACCUCCUGUAAACAAUGAUAUCGUCCCAGGGAGAUUUACAGAGGCAGAAUGGAACCUUAUGGUGGAAGGCGAGGAGGGGGAAGACUUUGUUUGUGACAUUGUGCAAGAGAUUGUGGAGUCAACCAUGCAAGUUCUUCAUGAUCGCUAUAUUACCAGCCAGACAUUGCCGUACACAGUCCAGGAAGCCAGAGACUUGCUUCUUCAGAUGAUAGAGUGGCAGUUCCUAGCGUGUGAUGGUGGUGAAAACAACCCUGCUAUUGAUGCUACGUGGCUGGAAGAAGACGAGCCUAUCGCACCAAUCACAGACUCCUGGGCACAAGGUUCAGUUCCUGUCUUGCUCAGGUCGUCAAGUGCUGGCUCGUCGUCUGUCAUGUCAGAUGCUAGCACUGACAGCAGCUGUUUGGUGGAGGAAGAGAGACCUGGCGCACCACAGCCACCAUUUGAGAACCUGGAAAUCCCAGAUACCCCGUUGUCCACAAGUAGCCCUGCACAGCCAUCCAAGCAAGUCACACCAAAAACUGCUGGCGAAGAGAUUAAUCCCACACCACUGCCAAAGAAAAAGACCGCACCCCGAAAGCAAAAGCGCCCAUUCAAGCCACACAAAGGGAAACUGCCAGCCUUCUCAGGGGUUGACCUCACAUCUUUGACCGACACCCGAAUUAUGGACCAGCAGGCCACAGUGGACGGAACAGCACCUGCCUUGGAUGGGAAUGGUCUAGCUUUAUUCUCUUCUUCAAACUCUAUUUUAAAGAUCGGAAGCACACCCUACUUCUCCAGUGGAAGCAGCUGGGGUUACCGCAGCAACAAUAGCCAUUACCUUGGCAACACUAGUUCACAGACUGCUUAUAGUUCGCAGACACAGUAUGGAAGACCACCAGGCAACAAGGAUGUUGUGUAUGAUGAAUGGGGAAAUGUGAUCGCUGUGAUGAGAAUCAACCCACAGAAGCUUCCCUCACACAGAGUGCGCACAAAGUUCAAGAUUGUUGACCCAGAGGUGGAGGCCAUGCAGUUGCGCACUAAGAGCAAGUCCUCCAGAGCUGUGCUCUACAACCUCACCAAAGGGAGCUCUAAGCAUGGGGGGUCUAGUGACAGGGACGCUAUUCGGAGUACUCAGAUGGGCCCUAACCAUAUCAGGACCAGUGGUGGAACAAUCUACACUCAGACAGGAGAGAUCACACCUCUACCUCCCCCACUGGUCGACUCUAUGGAUAUCAAUGCAGGAGUGGUUGUACGCGAAGGAGGUGUGGUCAGACGUGGCCCUAUCCAGGCCCCACCCAAAAUCGAUAAGCGCCCGUCCAACACUCGGCUUCAACCGCUGGACUCGACUGCCUUGGCGCGGGCGCGCCCUGAGCCGGUAUCCCGGAUGUCCCCUAUUAUCAGGCCCUUGCACUUGGCGGAUCCAGUCCCUCCAAUAACGUCCCACCACUCGCAAACACAGUCAGCCCAGUGACUACUUCUGCGCCCUACCCAUUCUACUUGUAUAUACUAAACUUAACUUAAAUAUACUGGAUUAUAGUCGUGAAAAGGAGGGGAUUCCAUUCGUACACUUAGUGUGGGCAUCUUUGCCCUUGAUUUAAUUUUGUGUUUAUCGCGCUAAAUUUGUACUGCUUUAAAAUGAAAGUACCACGAUUUAAAACUGUUUUCAGAUAUUAAACAAAAAGUUCAUUCCGUUAAAGUAAUAGCGCACCAAAACAUGGAAGAGUAAAUGUGCGGAAAUUUAGGUUUAUAUAACAUAUAAUUUAGGUUUAUAUAAUAUAUCUUCCUACUCACAAUACAAUUUUAAAGUUUGUCUCCGAUAUAAUGGCAUGUUCCUGUGAUAGCCUGUGACACUCGGCCGUAUUAUAGCAGCCUUGCACAAAACAAGAAAGGUUACUUGCACAACAUUUCCUUUGGCCCAGUAGAAAAUAUAAAUACUUUUUUGACUGUAACGCUCACAACGCGCAGUAUUUAAAUUACAUGAACCGAGUCGAAUUGAUGGUUUCUGGAAAAAAAGAUAGUAUUUCCUUGUACAAUGUUUUCGUGUAAUUAGCCUGUGGGAGAAAUAAGCUUUAUUAAAUGAGAGGUCGAGCGUUUCGUCUCAUAUGCUGUUAUGGAAAUAAGGUUUUACUUUAAAUGGGUGAUAUUUUCUACGUUAUUGGUGCAAUCACAACGCUGAGGAUGCUAGGAAAAAAAGAAAACUUGCUGGGCCUUCGGAUCUCGAUAGGCUCUGUGUGUAAUACUGUGAUCGAGUCCGGUAAAAACCUACACACUUUACCAGUCUUACACUUUUGCAAAUGAUUUUAAAUAGCUCAGUCCACAACUACCUGCUCAUUCUGAGCCAUUUUAAAGUUGUACCUGAGUUUUUGGUGUUAUUUGGUAGUUUUAAACACCGUUUGAAGAUACCUGUAUUUGUAAAGCCAAAAUCAAGGCUUUUAUCCUGGUAAUUGUACAUCAUAGAAUAAAAAGAUAAAAAAACGCUGUGAGAAUA
This is a messenger RNA of Nematostella vectensis (starlet sea anemone), 3341 nucleotides long. RefSeq lists its product as uncharacterized. Bases 822 to 2324 code for a protein of 500 amino acids. Lineage: Eukaryota; Metazoa; Cnidaria; Anthozoa; Actiniaria; Edwardsiidae. The record is from RefSeq and is a predicted model, not a curated record. The transcript is spliced from 11 exons.